Bombus huntii is the source of this 7252-nucleotide messenger RNA. It is a transcript of the gene ATP8A, whose product is annotated as probable phospholipid-transporting ATPase IA. The transcript has 22 exons. The record is from RefSeq and is a predicted model, not a curated record. Gene Ontology annotation, molecular function: ATP hydrolysis activity; ATPase-coupled intramembrane lipid carrier activity; ATP binding. NCBI's taxonomy places the organism in Eukaryota, Metazoa, Arthropoda, Insecta, Hymenoptera, Apidae. Gene Ontology annotation, cellular component: plasma membrane. Gene Ontology annotation, biological process: phospholipid translocation. Bases 1931 to 5806 code for a protein of 1291 amino acids.
UAUACGUCCUUCCGUCGACAUGAAAACCCGCGUCCAAGAAGGGAGACGAAGAAGUAGUACACGUGUACGCGUGUUGUUUUUAGGGAUAACGGGAGAGAUGGAAGAGUUAAUGAACGGUGUCGUCGGGCGCGCGUUACACCAUUCGACUGUUUCUUGCCAUUGCCUGUCCAAAACAUGCUUAUUAAACUAAUCACGAAUUAAUUACCGUUAUCUGGCGCGCGGUGUUCACCGGUUAAUCGAGUCGUGGAAUUACACUUCAAAACGUAGUUUUAUCUUUUUCGAAUACUGUAACACAUCUGUGCUAGUGCAGAAUACUACGUUCAGUGCUUUAUCGUACGCAGAGAAAAUUUCGCAGAUCUUAAACGUGAUAGUGAGCAAGUUGUCGGAAUGAGUUAUCGGACUAUAUUCAUUUUCAAGAGCUCGUUAUCAACUUGAGGAGAUUUCAACUGUAAAAAAUCAUAAGAUCGACGUGAUAAAAUAUCGAACGAUUUUUACAUGUAAAAUAUUAGACCGCAGGCAGCGAAAGUGUACGAAGUCGACAGGUUGCGUGAAACUUAUCAGCGUAAAAUUUUCUAAAUACCAUGGUGCCUCUUGGCGGUGAGAUUUCUAUCUGAAACGAGAAUUUUAUGAGAACCGACCACGUCAAGAAAAUAUUUUCCACCAGUGUUUGGUCGUCCUUCGAAAAAUUUCGAUUUUCUUGCCUGGUUUCGCCAUAUCAUCAGACCAUAUCUAUCGAUUGUUCGUGGAUUUCAUUUUACACCCGAUAUCACCAAAUGAUACGUUGCAGCAUGAUUGCGUUGAUCUUGAUUACAUAGACCUCGUAAAUUGCUCGAGUAGUUGCGCUUCUUGUGUUAUUCUGUGUCAUUAUUACACGUUGCCGAUUUGUGCUUAUAAUAAUACGAGGAACCUUGAUUAAGUGUUUUGCUGUAACUUUCACGUUCGGUCGAAACUACGGUAUUUCGCUUCAUUGAUUGGUCGCUAUUUACCUCCAGUUUUUGACGUAAAUGUUUGGUAUCAAAGAGCAUAGAGAACAAUUCCGAAACAUGGCUCCGGAUAAUCAGUAGUUUCGUAUGAUGGUUGAUUAACGUGGCCAAAAAUUUUCACACGUCCUAAUCCACUUGAUGCCGAUGUUUGCACGUGGAUAUGAUUGAUCGUCAUUCAGGGAAGAAUAUCGAGACCUCGCGUGGCAGAGACUUUACGGAGUGCAAACGUAUUUUUCACACAGUGCUCGUUACAUCGCGUUAUUGACAAGGUGUUCUUUUCGCCGACACGCAAAGGGACGCUUCAGUGUAGAUCAAUCGUUUCCUCGUUACAGAAAAAGAAAAAGAAGAAACAAAGAAAAAACGAAAGAACGAAAAUAUAAAGUGAUCGUGUGUCGUUCGACGCGUUGAUUCCUUUUCCUGCGGUAUGAGCACAAGCUGGAUCUAUUUCCGUCGUGAAUUUGUUCUUAGAGCUGUUUCGAAUAUUCUACUCUGUCGCAGGAGAAUUGCGAUACCUGUUGUACAACUCGUCUGGCCAGAGAACCACGUUUACUACUGAAUCUUGAAUCCCGACGUUGAACAAGCAAGCGUGACGAAACUGAAACUCUGACAUAGAGAUUCGUUACACGGACGACGAAGAAUCCCAUGUUAUAAUUUUUCUUUGCUGCUAGAAGCGCAUAUCGCGUUAGUACGUUCGUAGUGUGGCAUCGAAGUGCCUUGCUAAAGUAGAUAAGAAACGAAUAAUACCGAUAAGUUGUCAAUACCAUUUCUGGUUAUAUUCGUUCCAAUGAAGAUAAAGAAAAAUAAAUUAUUUUUGUAAGCUUACGUCAGUAGGAGCCUGAUAAAAUAUAAUCAAAGUUUCGACGGCCGAAAACCAUAAAACGGGUCGAAGGACAGCCGCCAGAAAUCCGCCUUGGCCUACUCGAUUGAAAAUCGCCCCGCUGCGUUCAAUGCAACCAACUGCCAGGGGGAGCCCCCAGGUUCCCAGUCCUGGCUUGUUACGUCCAUUUACACCUCCGGAUCUUUCUUCUAUACCUCAUAUGGACGCUACACCCCCACAAAACAGCGGUGUUCGUAACAGUUCCUCAUCCGUGAGCGGUCAAACCAACGAUGGUGCCCAGCAACAAUCCGGCCCAUAUAUCAUCGGUAGUCCCAUCGAUCUCGGCAACAUCGAUAACGUCGACAAUAUUGGCCUACGUAUAGAUUCCCUGACGACUGGGAUUGAGAGCCGAAGGACACGUGAACACAUCGAACUGCAGGAAGCUGGAGUGCACGAAAGAAGUUCCGAAGUUGGUCCCAUAAGGGCGGAAAAUGGUGCAUCCCAAGGUGACGAUCAACGAUCUUCGUAUCAACAUGAUAGCAGUGAAGAAAGGGUGGUUUUCAUAAAUGCUCCCCAGCAGCCAGCGAAAUACAACAACAAUCGCAUUAGUACCGCGAAGUACUCACUCCUUUCGUUUAUACCUAUGUUUCUUUUCGAACAAUUUCGUCGAUAUAGUAAUUGCUUCUUCCUAUUCAUCGCCCUCAUGCAGCAAAUACCGGAUGUAUCACCUACAGGUCGAUACACAACUUUGGUUCCAUUAAUUUUUAUUCUUAGUGUAUCUGCAUUAAAGGAGAUAGUCGAAGAUAUUAAAAGGCACAGAGCAGAUGAUGAAAUAAAUAUGCGUGAAGUGGAGGUUUUGAGGGAUGGCCACUGGCAAUGGAUACAAUGGAGAAAUAUUGCCGUUGGUGAUGUGGUUAAGGUUCACAACAACAAGUUCUUCCCUGCUGAUUUGAUUUUAUUAUCAUCAUCGGAGCCACAGGGUAUGUCUUUCAUAGAGACUGCCAAUUUGGAUGGAGAAACAAAUUUGAAGAUACGACAGGCCCAUCCUGACACUGCCAGUCUCUUAGAUACUGUUGAAUUAAUGAAUUUUCGUGCAAAUAUUCAAUGUGAACCACCAAACAGACAAUUGUAUGAGUUUAAUGGAGUAUUGCGAGAAACAAAUAAACAACCUGUAGCUUUGGGACCUGAUCAAGUAUUGCCUCGUGGUGCAAUGCUAAGAAACACACGGUGGGUGUUUGGUGUAGUAAUUUACACAGGCCAUGAUACAAAACUUAUGCAAAACAAUACUACAACUGCACCCUUAAAAAGGUCUACCUUGGAUCGACUGACCAAUACACAAAUACUCAUGUUAUUCUUUAUACUUCUUUUGUUGUGUCUAUUAUCUGCAAUAUUUAAUGUUCUUUGGACCAGAGCUAAUAGUUAUGGAUUGUGGUAUUUAGGUUUACAAGAGGAAAUGACUAAAAAUUUUGCUUUUAAUCUCUUAACAUUUAUGAUUUUAUUUAACAAUUUAAUACCCAUUUCGUUGCAAGUCACGUUGGAAGUAGUGAGAUUUAUUCAAGCCACAUUCAUUAAUAUGGAUAUCGAAAUGUACCAUGCAGAAACAGAUACACCAGCAAUGGCACGUACAAGCAAUCUUAAUGAAGAACUUGGUAUAGUUAAUUAUGUCUUUACUGAUAAAACUGGAACUCUUACGAGAAAUGUAAUGGAGUUUAAACGAUGUUCAGUUGGUGGCAAAUUAUAUGAUUUGCCAAAUCCAAAUAUAAAUGGCAAUGAAGUCGCUACUAGUAUUAAUAGUGAGCUAAUUAGAGAUAUUGUUGAAGGAAGAUCAGUACAAGAUUCUUCUCGUCCUGUUGAUAAAAAGGCUGCAAACCAUGAAAAAGUGGUACAUGAAUUUAUGAUUAUGCUCUCAGUGUGUCAUACUGUUAUUCCUGAAAAAAUUGAUGAAACUGUAAUUUAUCAUGCUGCAUCUCCAGAUGAAAGAGCGUUAGUAGAUGGAGCUCGUAAAUUUAAUUACGUAUUCGAUACUAGAACGCCCGCUUAUGUGGAAAUAAUAGCUCUGGGUGAAAGACUUCGUUAUGAAAUAUUAAAUGUAAUAGAAUUUACUUCUGCUAGAAAAAGGAUGUCCGUAAUUGUCAAAACACCAGACGGGAAAAUCAAACUUUUUUGUAAAGGAGCUGAUUCCGUUAUUUACGAAAGAUUAUGUCCAGCUCCCUUAGAUAAUAAUGACCUUGAACAGAGUAGUUUGGACGAUUUCCGAGACGUAACUUUGGAACAUUUGGAGGCAUUUGCAUCCGAAGGUCUAAGAACACUUUGUUUUGCUGUUGCAGAUAUACCUGAUAAUUUCUACCAGUGGUGGCGUGAAACUUAUCAUAAUGCGACAAUUAGUUUAGGAAAUCGUGAAAGUAUGAUCGAAAAUGCUGCGAACCUUAUUGAAACAAAAUUAAGAUUAUUAGGGGCAACUGCUAUUGAAGAUCAAUUACAAGAUCAGGUACCAGAAACAAUACAAGCUCUUUUACAAGCUGAUAUUAAUGUAUGGGUAUUAACUGGAGAUAAACAAGAAACUGCCAUAAAUAUUGGCUAUUCUUGUAAAUUGAUUACACAUGGGAUGCCAUUAUAUAUAAUUAAUGAAUCAUCUUUAGAUAAAACAAGGGAAGUUAUAAUACAGCGGUGUCUUGAUUUUGGAAUCGAUCUAAAGUGUCAAAAUGAUGUAGCUCUUAUUAUAGAUGGAAAUACCUUAGAUUUUGCAUUAUCCUGUGAUAUUAGAAUGGAUUUUCUAGAUUUAUGUUCAUCUUGCAAAGUUGUUAUUUGUUGCAGAGUUUCGCCAAUGCAGAAAGCCGAGGUAGUUGAUUUGAUAACAAGUAACAAAAAGGUUGUAACACUUGCUAUUGGAGAUGGCGCAAAUGAUGUAGCUAUGAUCCAGAAAGCACAUAUCGGCGUUGGAAUUUCCGGGGUUGAAGGUCUUCAAGCAGCUUGUGCUUCUGAUUAUUCUAUUGCGCAAUUUCGUUUUUUAAAACGUUUGUUAUUUGUUCAUGGUUCAUGGAAUUACAGUAGAAUGUGUAAAUUAAUAUUGUACUCAUUCUACAAAAAUAUUUGUCUGUAUGUUAUCGAACUGUGGUUUGCCAUUUACUCCGGCUGGUCCGGACAAAUCCUUUUUGAGCGAUGGUCAAUUGGUCUUUACAAUGUUGUAUUUACAGCAGCUCCUCCACUAGCUAUGGGUCUGUUUGAUAAAGUAUGUUCCGCGGAAACUCAUUUAUCUCAUCCAGGAUUAUAUGCUACAAAAAAUACUGGAGAAUCGUCGUUUAAUUUUAAGGUAUUUUGGAUGUGGAUUGCAAAUGCUUUAAUACAUUCAUCUCUUCUUUAUUGGUUAUCACUGCUGGCUCUAAAAGAAGGUGUGAUAUGGGCAAACGGCCGAGAUGGUGGAUACAUUGUUUUAGGAAAUUUUGUAUACACUUAUGUAGUUGUAACAGUAUGUGGAAAAGCAGGGUUAAUAAUAAAUUCUUGGACGUGGGUCACUCAUUUGGCAACAUGGGGAUCUAUUAUGCUCUGGUUUUUGUUUAUUCUUAUAUAUAGUAAUUUUUGGCCUGUUUUAAACGUGGGUGCAGUGAUGUUGGGCAACGAUAGAAUGCUGUUUUCUUCGCCUGUAUUCUGGCUGGGUUUGGUACUUAUACCAGCAGCAGUGCUACUUGUGGAUGUAACAGUUAAGGCAGUAAAGAAUACAAUUUGGAAGUCCGUAACUGCGGCAGCUAGAGAAAAUGAGAUUCGAAAAUCAGACCCCGGGGAUAUAUUCAACAGUCAUGACUACAGAAGCUCAUUGACGGAGACGGCACGGCUAUUGAAAAACGUAAAAAGUGUUUUCACCAGGCGAUCAAACGCCGCCUCCAGAGUUAAUACCGAUGUGGAACUAUCACAUGGAUUUGCAUUCUCUCAAGAGGAAGGAGGCUCGGUGACACAGACGGACGUAAUCAGAGCUUACGAUACAAAUCUUCCGAAACCUGGCGGCAUGUGAUCUUAAUUCUUCUAGCUAGAGAAACCACACAGAUGUAUAUUCUAUAGGUACUUUUUUCGAUUAACGAAAUCAAAAAUAGAAAAAAAAAAAAAAAAAGAAAAGAAAAAAAGAAGAAAGUGAAGAAAAAUGGAGUUUUUCUGGGAAUUUGGUACUCGCCAAGCCCUACGUAACGCCCGUCUAUUGUGUUUCACAACUGAUUCGACAUUUCGCUUGUUCUUUCCUUGCAAAAGGGAGAUGUUACGAUUUUUGAUGACGGGCCUUGUAACUAAUAGUAUUAGAAAGACUAUCAAACGAUAAUUCUAAAAAGAUGUAUCCCCUGUUUUCUUAAAUUAUUAAGAUUGUGUACGAUUAAGAAAGAAAGAAAGACAAAGAGAAACCCUAUCGGUGUCCUACGCCCUACGUAAUUGUUUUUGAUACCCUCUGAGAUUUACUAUAUCUAUUAUAUACCUCAAAUCUCGUCUUGUAAGAUCUCGUACUUCUUAUAAUCAUCGUUUUUGUCUUGUGCAUUUAAAUGCGGUGCAUUUCUAAACUCAUUUUACGCUAGAUCUAAAUCUUAAGAGAACCAUUACGCACUCUGAAUGUAUAUUCCGUUUUCGUAGUUCAACGGGAACGUAGUUUUUUCGUGGAAUUUGAUGAAUUUAAGAAACGAAUAAUUAUUGUAUAUAGAAAGAAAGAUUUGUUUAUGCGACUGGCGAUACGUAAGGCGAUACAGAGAGUUUGAAUUUCGAUUGCGAACAUAAGCAAAACGUAUAUUCUAAAUAUGUACUGUCAAAACAAAAAGUAUAUGAAUAAGAAAGUAUUCGAGGAAUUAUCCUUCGAAACGUUUAUCGUGUAAAAGGACUAAUUAGCGUUCUGUCGAUUGUCGUGAUUUAGAUGUUAAAAGAACAUUGUUCCCACUUGAUUCCAUGUUAUUCGUUCAUUCAAUUCGUUUUUUUUGUUCGUUGUUAAAUCAAUUUUAAUAUACAUAUUUUGCGAUUAUAUAUACGAUAGUUGCGUUGUUAUCUAGUCAAAAAAAUUUGAUGUGAGUGUGUUUCCAUUCAGAGAUUUACUCUUCCGGCCAUUAUAAAUACUUUUUUUUUUAUGUUUACGACUGAUAAAUAGAAAUUUAUUAUUAAACUUAUUAUUAAAGAAACGAUAUGUGCACAUAUAUAGCAACAAUUUUGUGUACAUUAUAUUCAGGAUACAAUAUACAUAUAUAUGAUUAUAUUCAGAAUAAAAAGAACAUAAUUCAGAAAUAUUGUUUAUAUUGUUGCAAUUGUUCAAUUUUUCAAACUUAUGACAAUUGUUAGAGAAACAUUUGAAUAAUUGGUUCGACUAUAUGUAUGUAUAAGUGGAUUUGAAAUUUUUAUUAAAACGAUAGUAUAAUAUAAAUAUGUAAGUACAAAGCACAUGUAGAUAUAUUGUAUCAGUAAGCUAUGUAUAUAAAAUGUAUAUAUUUCUCUCUCU